Molecule: messenger RNA, 548 nt
Organism: Momordica charantia (bitter melon)
Lineage: Eukaryota; Viridiplantae; Streptophyta; Magnoliopsida; Cucurbitales; Cucurbitaceae
Product: ubiquitin-ribosomal protein eS31 fusion protein
Biological process (GO): translation
Cellular component (GO): ribosome
Molecular function (GO): structural constituent of ribosome; protein binding
Source: RefSeq, a predicted model, not a curated record
AGCUCGAGGACGGCCGAACCCUUGCCGACUACAACAUCCAGAAGGAAUCAACCCUCCACCUUGUCCUCCGUCUCAGGGGAGGCGCGAAGAAGCGCAAGAAGAAGACCUACACCAAGCCGAAGAAGAUCAAGCACAAGCACAAGAAGGUCAAGCUCGCCGUCCUCCAGUUCUACAAGGUCGAUGACUCUGGAAAGGUGCAGAGGCUGAGGAAGGAGUGCCCUAAUGCCGAGUGCGGCGCCGGGACUUUCAUGGCCAAUCACUUUGACCGCCACUACUGCGGGAAGUGUGGUUUGACCUACGUUUACAAUAAAGCCGGUGGUGAUUAGUUUUAUCGUCGUUUUGCUUCAUGUUUUCCCUUUAUCUAAAUGUUGAAUGUUGUUGAAUUUAUCUAGAAUUGCUGCUCCAGCUUGUGGAGCAUAGUUCGCGACAUGGAUUUUGUUUUCUUAAUGUCGAUUUAUUAUCGUUUUCAUUUAGAUCCACAUAUCUAGUCAGUUUUUUAUGCGAUUAUUAUCCUUUAUAUAAACUGUUUCAUUUGGAUUUUGGUUUAA